UAACGUGAUAGUUGUGAUGUACUUUAACAGUAGUUCAAAGAAGUUCGACACUUAAGUACUUAUAGGUCACACAGAUUUUGUUGUAGCAUUGUAGUGAUAACAAUGAAUCUAAUCACGUGUUACACUUUUCUCUCUCUUGUUUUAUGUAUGACGAGUGGUCUAGAAGUUGGAAAACAUGCUAUAGGUCAAAAACGCAUCCAUGGAAAUUUAGGCAUAAUUAAUGGUAAAAAGGCUUCAAUUAAGAAAUUUCCAUAUAUGGUUUCAAUAAUGGCUGAAGACAGCUUGCUGGGGUCCGGAGUCAUUCUCAACUCUCAUUGGAUAUUGACAACAGCUUUCAACGUUGCUUGGUAUCCUGUGGAAGAUCUCGAGUUCAGGGCUGGCAGCAACAGCUAUGAACACGGCGGACAGAUUUUGACCGCGGAAAAGGUGAUCGUACACGAGAACUACUCGGGCUAUGACUACGACAUCGCGGUCGUCAAGCUCAGUAAGCCCAUCAAGCUAGGAAAGAAGGCAAAGCCCAUUAAAUUCGGGACAAAAGACCUCAAAGGGAAAACUAAGGUGGUUGCUUCCGGUUGGGGCCCUUCAUCCGAGUAUGGAGAUCCUUCACCAAACUUAUUGUCGGGCGAAUUGACUGUCUUGGAUUGGAAUAAUUGUUAUGAAUCCUAUCCCCACGACUUGACGUCUAGACUUAUGUGCACUUUCGACACCAAUGUAGCACCUUGCGGCGCUGACUUUGGUGACCCUGUGGUGUACAAGAAGGCAGUGUACGGACUGUAUGCCGGCGGAUACGGGUGUGUAACCAUGCCAUCGCUUUUUACCGAUGUUGCUAAUCUCUCGAAGUGGGUAAAGUCGGCUAUCAAGCUAUAAAAACAAAAGAUUGUUUGGUACAAUCAUACUUGCAACUUUUCACUGUUCAUUUUAUUUGCAAGGAACCGACUAUUUAAUCUAAUUGUAUCAAAUAUAAUAAAUGUAUAAUCCUCGCAAUUUUA
Homalodisca vitripennis (glassy-winged sharpshooter) is the source of this 989-nucleotide messenger RNA. Its product is annotated as trypsin-like. The record is from RefSeq and is a predicted model, not a curated record. The transcript is spliced from 6 exons. Gene Ontology annotation, molecular function: serine-type endopeptidase activity. The coding region runs from base 103 to 867 and encodes 254 amino acids. Gene Ontology annotation, biological process: proteolysis. Lineage: Eukaryota; Metazoa; Arthropoda; Insecta; Hemiptera; Cicadellidae.